Porites lobata is the source of this 1422-nucleotide messenger RNA. The record is from the annotation of a GenBank genome assembly. NCBI's taxonomy places the organism in Eukaryota, Metazoa, Cnidaria, Anthozoa, Scleractinia, Poritidae.
AUGAACUCGAGUCAUCAGAUUCAAAACGAUUUUCCUGUGCACUGUGUUAUAUACAGUUUUAUUGGUGGUAAGCCAGAUUAUUUGUCUGAUUUACCCUAUGCUGUUCUCGUUGCCUUGAUCGUAAUCCACGCCACGACUUGCCCUUUUGCCAUUGUGUUGAAUCUGUUGGUAAUGAUCGCUGUGAAGACCAAAGCACGAUUGCAGAGCAUGUCUAACAUAGCAUUAGCCUGUUUAGCCUCGACUGACGUGAUGGUCGGAUUAGUUGUUCAGCCUCUUCUUAUUGCUCAGAUGGUGAACCUUAUCCAAGGGGAGACCACAACCAGUGCAUGCUCAAUACAAAGUGUCACAGGAUUUUUCAUCACCUUCUUUUGCUUUUCUUCCGCUGUUCACCUCUUCUUAAUAACAGUGGAUCGGUACAUCGCUAUCAUGCGUCCCUAUAUUUAUAUUCAAACCGUCACCAAAACUCAUGUGCUGAUUGCCACAGCUCUUGCAUGGGCCCUGUCUGUAAUUGUACACAUCGUGUCCCUCAUUGACGAGGAACUUUUUAGAACUAUCAUCGGUGUUGUCGUAGUUUCACUUGUUGUAAUCAUUGCUGUCUGCAACAUAAUAGUUUAUCGUGAGGUUCAUCGCCAUGAAAAACAAAUAGCAGCUCAGCAAGUCGACGUAGUGACCAGAGAAAACUUUUUAUCUCAAAAGAGAGCUUUUAAAUUAACAUUGACGAUCAUUGCACUUUUAGUUAUAAGUUUCUUGCCUGUAAUUAUUUUUAGAAGGCUCAAGGAGCCCCUGAAAAGGAUUGUGAGCUUUGGUACAUUGAGUUGCAUUUUUAUGGCUGUUUAUAGUUUACCGGCUUUUAACUCUUUUGUUAAUCCGUUUAUUUACUGUAUAAGGUUAAGACAGUUUCGAGUCUCAUUCAUCGAAUUACUGAUGCAGAAAAACCACCACGAAGCUGUAGAAUUUGAAGGUAGAAUAUUUGGAACAAACGUUGUGGUCAAUUUUGAAUCCAAUCGGAGGGGAAAGAGAGAGCAACAACAUACUAACCAGGCCAAUGUCAUCAGAGAAGUCGAAACAUCCCUUGGUGGGGAGAGAGGGGAACAGCAUGCAAACCAGGCCAAUGUCAUCAGAGAAAUCGAAACAUCCCUAGGUGGGGAAAGAGGGGAAGAGGAUGCAAACCAGGCCAAUGUCAUCAGAGAAGUCGAAAAAUCCCUAGGAGAGGAGAGAGAGGAACAACACAACAGCAAGGUCAAUGUCGUCAGAGACGUCGAGAGAUAAUUAAUCUUUGGUGGGAAGAGAGAGGUACAGUUUGCCAAACAGGCCAGUGUUAUUGGAGACGUCGAAACAUCCCUAGGUGGAGUGAGAGGGGAACAACACACCAACCAGACCAAUGUCACAAGAGACGACGAAAAAGUCAACGUAUCAACCUAG